Molecule: messenger RNA, 2975 nt
Organism: Neocloeon triangulifer
Lineage: Eukaryota; Metazoa; Arthropoda; Insecta; Ephemeroptera; Baetidae
Product: gonadotropin-releasing hormone receptor
Exons: 8
Coding region: 320-1717 (465 amino acids)
Biological process (GO): neuropeptide signaling pathway
Cellular component (GO): membrane
Molecular function (GO): corazonin receptor activity
Source: RefSeq, a predicted model, not a curated record
GAGGUUUUCAUUCUGCCACCUGUGCCAUUUUAACGCUAAUUUCUUCCAAUUAAGUUAUGAAAAGGUCUUUAAAGAGAUUUCAACGUGUAUCUUAAGUGUUGCGGAAUGAUUUUGUGCCAUGAAAAGUCGGCGGAAGUAGCGAAAAUCGGCGAUAAAAUUGCCAAAACCGGAUUCACUGGACCAGGACCUCCGAGCUGGCGUACGGCAGGGCGAGAUUUUCCCGUCCCAAAAUGGUGAGAAAAACACGACCCUCCGCAAGAGUGAACCACCCUCCUUAGAUUGAAAUGAUCUGAAAAUAACUUAAGUGAGACACUGAUAAAUGAUGAGCGAGGGCAACGCGACGUUUGUGGAGGAGUGCGAGCGUUCAAACGCGAGCGAGUCAGAGGACUGUCUGCGGCACGCGCCCGUGUUGACGCACGCGGCGGCCGUCAAGUCUUUGGUGUUGGCGGUGAUGGCGGUGACGUCGCUGGUGGCCAACGUGGCCACCAUCGUCAGCAUCCACCGGCACCGCAAGCACCGCGUCAGCUCCGUCUACCGGCUCAUCCUGCACCUGAGCAUCGCCGACCUGGUGGUCACCUUCUUCUGCAUCGGCGGCGACGCCAUCUGGCACUACACCGUCGAGUGGUACGCCGGCGACAUGGCGUGCAAACUGUUCAAGUUCGCGCAGAUGCUCGGACUCUACCUCUCCACGUACGUGUUGGUGCUGAUCGGCGUCGACCGCUUUGUCGCCGUCCGCUACCCCAUGAACUGCCUCACCACCAAGACCUGCAACAGGUACGUCGCGUGCGCCUGGGCCCUCAGCGCCAUCUGCAGCGCCCCUCAGUUUUUCAUUUUCCGAGUGGUGCGGGGUCCGUUCAUCGAGGAUUUCUACCAAUGCGUGACGCACGGAUUUUACACGGAGAAGUGGCAGGAGCAGAUGUACACCAUGAUCAGUUUUGUGCUCAUGUUCGUGCUGCCCCUGUCCGUGCUCGUCUGCACCUAUUUCAGCACCGUGUUCACCAUAGCGCGUAGCGAGCGGCUGUUCAAAGCGGAAAUCGAGUCAAACGGCACCACCCGCUUCACAGCAGCGCCCGACCUCAACCGUCGGCGCCUCAUGCAGCGGGCCAAGAUGAAAUCCCUGCGCAUCUCGGUGGUCAUCCUAGCUGCGUUCGUCAUUUGGUGGGCUCCUUACUACGUCUCCAUGAUCUACUUUAUGUUCACUGCCAGUGAAGAGCUUGCUGAUGAUCCGGAGGAGCAAGUGCUGCGGUCGGCAAUCUUCUUUUUCGGCAUGUCAAACAGCUUGGUGAACCCUUUGAUAUACGGCGCCUUCCACUUGUGGCGCCCAAGACCAAGGGCAAACAGCUACAGAUCAGCUGGAUUCAACCGGGACGGGUCGACGCGGCGGAGCACGGCCACUCACGUGAGUCUGCGGCGAUGCAACUCGCGCAGCACCAGGGUAACCAUCGGCCGCGGCGGCAUGACGAGUUCGCCGACCAGCCCGGCGCCGAUCCGAGAGCUGAACGGCGGCGCCAGCUCAGGGCCCGAGCCGACCACCGAGACGGCGCUCGUGUCCCUCGACUGCGGCGCCAGCAUCGAGGCGCGUCUCCUCGAGCCCGACGACGAAAUCCUCGGCGCCGCCAAACUACUCGGCAGCGACGCCAACGACGUCAUUCUCAGAAAGUGCGCGCACCAAUAUCCAAGUGAUGGACAGCGCAACUUACGAGCUUACAAGUGUUAGUCAGGAGAAGGGUAUAUCGGCCUGGUGCUACUUCUAUGUGUAAUGCGUACUUCAAAAUUAUUAAAAAUCUCUGUUUUAAAUCACAGGUGGUAGCUCGGAGUGUCUGUAGUUUUAUCGUUAAUUUCUUUGUACAAACAGAAAAAAAAGGAAUAUCUGUAAAAAUGUUUUAUUUAUUUUAAUAGCAUUGGGAACAUAAAACUGCAUCAAUUCCAUUUUACCUCAAUGCUCCAGUUUCAAAAACGUCAUUUGAUGUACAAUCUCAAAACUUGGUGUUAUAGCUGUGAGAUGAAUGCAUAUUAUAUAAUUACGCAGAACAAGAUUAAAUAUUUAUAUUUCAAUCACACAAAUAUAUUUUUUCCUUUGACUCAGGAAAAUUAUAGUAGAUGUAGAAAUAUGACCUGUGGGUAAUUAUUAAAAUUACUUCCGAAAAACGCUCAAUAAUUAUAGUUUCAAGUUCCUCACACACAGUAUCAUUUUAAAUCAAAAUAUUAAAUUUUAUUGUGUUUAUGAUGCCGAUUCAUGUCAUUUUGUUCCACUUUGAUGACGCGAUCUCAAACACCACACACGUGUUGCAUAAUGUUCUUGGCGAGACACAAACAUUUUACUAGAAUUACGGAUACUUAUAAUAAAUCUGCGUAAAUUUUGAUGUGGGUGAAUUUCAAUCAAAGUUUUGUGAUAUUAUUAUACAUACAUUAUUUUGGUCAAAUAUCUCGGUUAUAUAUUUAGGGUUUAAUAUCUAAAUAAAAUUAUAAAUAUUAAUAAAUUUUGUUUUAUCAAGAAUAAAACAAACACUUCUUGUAUUGUUUGCCAGUAACGAUAAAUAAUUUGAUUUAAAAUAUUCUCUUUACCAAAAAUCAAAUUGUUUCCUUGUAAAGGGAGGAUGGUUCACCCUCGUUAAUAUUUUUGUCAUCAAAUAGCUGUGUAAGGAAAAAACAAUUCAAUUGUUGUUUUUAUGGCUGCUAUUUGGCAGUGAUUGAUGUGUUCCUGAAAUGUACAAUUUCGUUACAUAAUAAAUGUGUACCUUAAUUUCAGUGUGUUUAGAGGCUAAUGGGUCGUCCUAUAGGGCUCAUUGUUAAAAGAAAUGGUUGAUUUUGCCAAUGAAAUUUAUUAUUUUAGAAUAAUGGCCCUUUGCUGUGAAUCAUGAUGAAAUUAAAAACUCUUAAAAUACCAUGUAUUAUAAAAUAUACUCGAUAUAUCCUCUGAAAUGUAUAGAUUUGUUCCAAAUUGCUAAAUAUUAAUAAUUUUGAAAAAUAAAACA